Messenger RNA from Liolophura sinensis, 903 nucleotides. Its product is annotated as dynein light chain 2, cytoplasmic-like. NCBI's taxonomy places the organism in Eukaryota, Metazoa, Mollusca, Polyplacophora, Chitonida, Chitonidae. The record is from RefSeq and is a predicted model, not a curated record. The transcript is spliced from 2 exons. Gene Ontology annotation, biological process: microtubule-based process. Gene Ontology annotation, cellular component: cytoplasmic dynein complex. Gene Ontology annotation, molecular function: dynein intermediate chain binding. The coding region runs from base 108 to 377 and encodes 89 amino acids.
GUACAAACCACGUAACAUCACGCGAGGCGAGGCGAGGCGAGGCGAUUCAUCCAACCAUAACUGUGAAGGUAGUUUACUUGUACACUUAACUGAUACAGAUCGUAAAAAUGGCAGACCGCAAAGCUGUGAUCAAGAACGCUGAUAUGUCCGAAGAUAUGCAACAAGAAGUUGUGGAUUGUACCACUCAGGCCAUGGAAAAAUACAACAUUGAGAAAGACAUUGCCGCUUACAUCAAGAAGGAAUUCGACAAAAAGUACAACCCCACGUGGCAUUGCAUUGUGGGUCGAAAUUUUGGCAGUUACGUCACGCACGAGACGAAACAUUUCAUCUACUUCUAUAUGGGACAAGUGGCGGUGCUGCUCUUCAAAUCUGGAUGAAUUUAUGUUCAUUUACUUGAUAAAACUGUAAUGUAUGGGCUUAUGAACUGAUGUGUGGCAAACAGGAAAAACAAAAGCGGAUGAAGCAAGGGCGGUGUUCUGGGAUCAACUCAGUUCAAAGAUGGUGGGAUGUUCUGGGCAGGCCAGGCUUAUACAUUACCAACAUUUAUGAUGCUGCCUUCCAUCAAUGCUUAAAGGAACGGUGUAAUUUAAUUUUAUCUAGCAUGUGGUCAGAGAUUUGACUCACGGUACAUAUUGCGCUCUGCACUUCUUUAGAACUCACUGAAAAGUGAAGUUUCUUACAUUAACAGAAGAUGCAGUCCCAGACCUCAGGGUGUUAAUUUCGGCGUGUAAGUACGCUCGUCCACACCUUGACACUGGUGUGGAUAUUAACAUAUCGAGACCGUAAUGUGAUGCUCCUGCGUGUCACAUUACGCGAAGUCCCCUGUCAAAACAGACGAAGAGUGAAAAAUUGGCAGCGUCUUUCGUUUUUAACUAUUUCUUGUUUAUAUGAAAACGAUCUUUA